Messenger RNA from Suillus clintonianus, 489 nucleotides. RefSeq names its product signal recognition particle, SRP9/SRP14 subunit. NCBI's taxonomy places the organism in Eukaryota, Fungi, Basidiomycota, Agaricomycetes, Boletales, Suillaceae. Gene Ontology annotation, cellular component: signal recognition particle, endoplasmic reticulum targeting. The record is from RefSeq and is a predicted model, not a curated record. Gene Ontology annotation, biological process: SRP-dependent cotranslational protein targeting to membrane. Gene Ontology annotation, molecular function: endoplasmic reticulum signal sequence receptor activity; 7S RNA binding. The transcript is spliced from 4 exons. The coding region runs from base 1 to 489 and encodes 162 amino acids.
AUGCAGCUCGUCGAUAAUAACACAUUUCUGCAGCAGCUGGGCGCCCUCUUCGAAUCGCCUAAAGACAAGGGCACAAUAUGGCUCACUCAUAAGCGAGUAACUCACGAUGGCGAUGAUUCCGUAAUGAAAGAGGAUGAUGGGAGCGAUAGGGGCAGAGAAUAUCCCUGUAUCAUUCGUGUCACUGAUGGCAAGAAGGCGAAAUUCUCCACCAAGAUUUUAUCAACAGACCUCGACAAAUUCCACUCUGCAUACGGUGCCCUGCUGAAAGCAUCCAUGACCACCCUUCGCAAGCGUGAUAAAAAACGUGAAAAGCAACGCGCCGAGCAACUCACAAAAAAGAAGCAGCGCAUGGCAGACCCAGUUGUUAUCAAUGGACCUAGACGAGGGAAUGGUAGACGCAAGAGGCAGCGACAAGUCAAAGCAGCCCUCAAGCACGAGGACAUGAAGGAGCGCGCAGCCAAGAGGGAAGAGGCACGGGCAAAGCAAUGA